Molecule: messenger RNA, 2848 nt
Organism: Tupaia belangeri chinensis (Chinese tree shrew)
Lineage: Eukaryota; Metazoa; Chordata; Mammalia; Scandentia; Tupaiidae
Gene: AKAP14
Product: A-kinase anchoring protein 14
Exons: 4
Cellular component (GO): cAMP-dependent protein kinase complex
Molecular function (GO): protein kinase A regulatory subunit binding
Source: RefSeq, a predicted model, not a curated record
UCUAGAAACCCCAUCAAAAACAUCCAGUGGAUCACACAUGGUGAAUUCACAGUGGAGAGGGGCCGUAGACAAAUUGCAGCAUUUGUUUUGACUUGGGAGUAUGAAAGCCGCUGGGUGCAGUACACAGACUUUGUAGAGAAAAAAGACUUAAUCCACACCUUUUACUACAAUUACUGUGUACGCUGGAGUGUCCCAACAGCUCGGAGACCAAUGGCAGAAGUCAGCGCUGCGUGCUUCUUUACUAUCAAGAUCAGCAAAGGCAAACCUCCGAGUGCACCCAUUGAUGUCUCUUAUAUCUUUGAGGGCCAGGAAUUAGUUCACAGACCAGGAAUGAGUCGCUUUCGAGAAAAAUGGCUGAGGGACAUUAUUGAGGCCAAACAUGUUUUACUGGAAUCAAUUCCCUUCUAAUUUGAUUGCGUCUGAUUCUUACAGAAUGUUUUAGGAUUCUCUAAUGAGAAUAUAUAUGAAAAAUACAAUACUGCACAUCAGACCACAGAAUAUUUAUUGAAAAAUAAACUUGUGGCACACAAUCCAGCUGUAUUUAUUUUUUGCAUUCAUUUUCCAUCCUGCAACUUCUAUCACAUUAGCAAAGUAACCAGUAGGUUGUUUUCUAUCUUCUAAAAUAUUUUUUCCAUCACUCUAUGCCUCGGUUCAGUCUUACAGCUACAGAGCAGCGUUUAGAGUUGCUAAAAUUCACCUGUCAGACCAAACUAAGAUUGGUAUUUGCCUGCUCGUUCCGUAUUUUGAACCAAAAUCUGCAGCCCAGACGCACCUCUUUAUGGACACAACUGGAGAACAACAAAACUGCAACAGUUCUAUAGCUCAUAAUAUAUCCAUUCUAGAGUUCUCCUACUCACAAUAACAGCCUUUUUUUUUUCUUUUUCUUUUUCUUUUUUUUUUUUUUUCUGGGAGUUAUAAGCCUCACUGCUGAACAAUGCAUUUUGAAACUCUAAUCUAGGCAUGCUGCCCUUCCCAGUAUGCGAUUACACUCAUGUUGCUCAUGUUGGCAGCAGGGUGUCUUGAGGACUGGGAGCCACAAGACGGGGAUGGGUUGAAUCACUGCCCUUACUUAUUUCUAGUCUUCUUCCCAUCCUCACAGCAGAUCACCACUUGCUCCUAUCUUACGGGUGAGGCUCUCUUACCUGAUUGCAAAUAUGAAGACACCAAAAGACAAAAUUACCUUAUACUCCGAGUGAUCAUUCACGAGUGUGUCUGAAAAGGUAUCUACAUAGACAAGCACUGGAAAGGAACACAGAAUAUUAAAGACAACUGACGUAGUAGGACUAUGGGUAGUUCUGCUUUCUUUUUUAAGUUAUAUUUAUGCAAUAAAUAAAAACAGAGGGAAAAUCCUAUCAAAGCAACAGGUGAGGAGGUGGGAAAUGAGAUGUCUUUUCGAGAAUAAAAAUAUAUUUAAGACACAAUAACUUCAGUUUGACUUAUGGCACUAAACAUGGUCUAGAAUAGUAACUCUCAUGAGCUGAAAACAAAAUACUUUUAGCCCUUUUAUUCUUCCCCCUCCUUUCUGAAAGAAUAUGUUACUGUUCCUUGGCAGCUCUUUCCCAAACUCUGAUGGAAGAAAUGGUAAGGAAGUGAAAUGCAUUAAUAUAUUUUCUUUCAUUUACUGAACAUUUGUUGAGUAUGCACUCUGUAGAGGAAGACAAGAGAAUCAAAGGAAAAUUCAUAAUAUUCAUAUAACACAAAACUGCUGAAUCUAAACUACCUUGCCUAUUGGAAAAAGAGAAUAUAACACUUCUGGUCUCUAGGAAUCAGUACCCAAAAAUAAUGUCCUAGAGCAUGAAAUUGUAAGUGGGGGUCAUAAAAUUUAGCUUUUACUAUACAUGGAAGUAGAUGGACUAAGCCUUGCGGACUUGGCACCUAGUUUCCUUUGAACUUUUGUAAAGUGCGGAUUUACUAGGAUAAGCAGCAACUACAAUGAAGUAUGACUAAGCAGAAAUCAUUUCAAAUUCAGGGGCCAUAAGUGUUGCUACAUGCUUAGUUCAGUGGUUGUGGGUUAAAAAUAGACACUCUGUUAGAAUGUAAUGUUAAAUGGUGAAACUUUUCUUUAUUGUCUGAAAUAUAACUGUCUUAUUUAAAAGCUUCAGGUAAAAACUCACUUUAUUAUAGGAAGACAGAGCAUUUUAUAACAGUACAGUCAGAAUUUUCUCAUCACCUAGGUGAUUUUAAUUUAUCCUAGGCACAUAAUAAUAAUGCAGAUCAAAACAACCUUAAGAAAAACAGCCACAUCUUCCAUUAUCCCCUUCCCCUUCAUCCUUGUAUCCUCAAAGUGUACAAAAUAAAGGUAGAAAAGAGACCGUAAUCUCAUAGUCUUACAAUUUUGCAUUUCUCUCAAAUUUAAGUCAGUAAUAGCUUCAAAUGUGGUAAAGUGAGAGGGUUCUAUACAGUUAAGGAUUAAGCUGAAUGACGGAUCUAAAAAAAAAUAGAAAAGGUUUAACAAUGUUUAAAAUGAAUCUACAUAGUCCAUAAAAGAUACAGUUAAAAAUGCUUAAUAUUUAAGCUUUAUUCUUAUGAAACAACUAAGUUAAAAUACUGACUUGUAAUGGUUUUCUCUAUCUGAACCUUGACCACAACGGACUCCCAUUCUUUUUAGAUAUUCUAUCAUCAAAGUGAAAAAAUGUACUUUCAGUGGCACAGCAGUAAACUUCUGGAGACUUUAUCACUGAAAGACCCAUUUUUAAGCAUGAUCUUACUAAGAAUUUAAAAAAGUUAAUGCUCAUAUUUCCAAAUCAACAGUCAUAUGGGUAAGUUUGCUUUUUGGUUUUGGAGUAGAGGUAGGGACUUAACCCAAAAUCCAUUAUUUCCAGGGCAGACUACUGCAUUACACAAGUCA